This is a messenger RNA of Pecten maximus, 3294 nucleotides long. RefSeq lists its product as uncharacterized. NCBI's taxonomy places the organism in Eukaryota, Metazoa, Mollusca, Bivalvia, Pectinida, Pectinidae. Gene Ontology annotation, molecular function: metal ion binding; ubiquitin-protein transferase activity. Bases 142 to 2385 code for a protein of 747 amino acids. The record is from RefSeq and is a predicted model, not a curated record. Gene Ontology annotation, biological process: protein ubiquitination. The transcript is spliced from 19 exons.
AUAGCAAUGAAAUAUUUAUUUAUAGUACGUGGGUAAACCCUAUCUAUUUAGUCAGUGUUUUUACUUGGAAAAGGCGAGAUACAACAAAAUGUGACCAAACAUAGUCUGAGCUGAAUAAAAAAACUGAUACAAUUGACGACCAUGACGGCUGUAGCAGGCUACAAUACAGUAAUGGACAGUGCAAAAUCUACCACGACGUUGUCUGCUCAAGACUUCAUGAAACAACUUCACGCCAUUCGCCAUGUCCUGGAGAAAGUGGAAGAAACCAAUGGGAAGGUUUUUGAACAGAUUAAACUCAGAGCAAAGGAGAAAACAGUGUUUGAAGAUACCCCACAGUUAAUUGCAGACAUGAAAGCUAAAGCCAUAGCGCUAGGAGAGGCGAUGGACGCGAGACAGAUAAGUUUAACAGAACUCGAGAAAUCGGUCACAGCAGUGUGUAGCAAAGUUGACGGUGUUGUCAACAUAAUUGACAAGGCUAAGCAAACUGGAGAUCAAAGAGAGGAAGGUCUGGGGCUUAUGAAGUCAGAACUUGAUGGCAGUGUGGAUAAUAGACAAUCGAGAGGAGGAUCAGUGCAAAGUAGUUCUUGUAAAGUGAAACAGUUGACAUGUACAGUUGAUCAGAUACACGUCCCGCAGAAAACGCAAAAUGGUCAAAAACUCAAAAACAGAAAUACGAAGGAAGAGUCACCCGAGUCAUUAGAUGACUUGCCGCCGAUUGUCGGAACUUCCGGUUUUAAAAGGCGUCUGACACUAGAAGGGUCGGACAAUAGACAUAAGCAAGAGAAAUUGAAGCAACAAAGACAACAACCGAAUAUAGGAUUGUCCAAAUCAGACUUAGACCCGGCCUAUGUAAACAUCAAGAACAUGUCUGUCCGUAUCAAAGAACAGGAGGCACGAUUCGAGACAGAAUUCAAGAACAUGCCCGGUUUAAGUCAAGACAGUACUGACGGUCAUGGUGUCUCUCUUCUGACUGACCUAAUCUGGCAGCAGUGGCAUUCAUACGCAGAGGAGGAAAAAAACAAAGAUUCCCAUCGCCAUAUCGUUCGGAAAAAAGGUCCGGAUGUUGUCCUAUGUUUAGACGUUUCACAGAGCAUGGAAGGCGCCCCGUUUGAAGAAAUGAUGACAUUCGCAAUGAAAUACGUUGAAGGGGUUGAACGCGUGGCAAGUACAAAUGACCUUAUAGAGAAUAUAUCCGUUACUACUUUCGGAUACAUCACCAAAGUCUGGCUACAUAUGACGUCAGAUUACAGUGCUGUAAAAGCCACUCUACGUGAUAUCCACUCUUUGGUUCCAAGAGGUCGAAGUCCAAUUGCCGGUGGUUUGCUGGUGGCUCUUGCUGGUUGUCUAGGCAACUGUGAUGGAAUUACCGUAGGGAGGGUACCAGUCCUAGCUAGGAUCAUCUUAAUAUCAGACGGGAUGGGUACACCUGAUCAUAUAAAGACUGGACCCGAACUAAUGAGGCGACAGGAUGAAGACAUACCAUCUAGCCUACGGGUCGAAGGAAAUCUUCAGCAUGUGUCCAAGAACUUAAAGAAGCGACGGAAUAUCGUCUAUUGCGUACCAGUGGGAAAUGCAAACAAGAGACCAUUGGAAGAGAUAUCAAAAAUAACAGGAGGACAAGUAUUUGAACCUAUGAGACGCGAUCGACUGGUGCAGUGGUCCAAACUUACGGUCCUGGCAGCCAAUCUGUGUCAGCAAUGUAUUGAAAUGGUCCCAGGAAAGAGUCCCGAGGAGAUUGAAACAAUAUUACGACUCUUUUAUUUGUCCUCAGAAUCUGGGGAGGACAAGGAAGAUAUCUUAAGUAUAGCUUCCCAAUUGAUACGAAAGAUUGAUGAUGGAUCAGAUGAGCACAUGACAUCGGAACACGACGCUGACCUCCCGGCCCUUGGAACAAGGGUAAGACGAGGUCCAGACUGGCACUACCCCGACCACCAGGACGACAAUGGGCCGGGCACAGUCUGUAGUCACGGGAAAUCAGGCAUGGUCUGGGUGGAAUGGGACAAUUCACACAGGAACUGCUACAAUUACAAAGAUGGAGCUGGUGAGGUCGUGCCUGUUACAGAGAGGAGAGUCCUGAAAAGGGGUGAAAUUAUUGCCACCGGUUGCUACGUAAAACGAGGUGAUAACUGGAGUAGUGGUGAGGAGGAUGGAGGACAAGGGGCGAUGGGCGUGGUGACGAGGGUACAUCAACACGGGACUGUCAUUGUGCGAUGGCCGAAUCAAAUAUAUAAGGAGUACAAGUUCGGAUCAGACGGAUUGUUUGAAGUCCAAGUUUGCUCGGACGAACCACGUUCUACAAAUUCACAGGAAGAGGGACCCAGCAAUAGUUAUUCGGCACCAGAGGGAGAGGGGCUCCGGAUAGAAUCAUUCCUUCCGCCUCCGUAACAAAGAAUCACAACAGCCACGUGUAGAUGGAUGUAAAGCAUUUCCGAACAGCAUGCAAUAAACCAUGAGAAAGACAUAGGACUGGGAAGGAAUCCGAAUAGAAUAAUCCUUUUUUAUUUGUCAAAAAAGUCAUUGGCAAUGUUUAAUGAUCUGCUUCAUGAUUUAUUGUUUUAUUCAACGAAGAUAACACGUGUCAUACCUAGACAUUAAGUAAUGGAUAUGUUCAAUAUAACAUAUACAUGUAAUUGUAGUUAAUCAUUUUGCAAAGACCAGAAAAUGGUUGUCAUGUUGAACAACAGUGUUAACAUGUCAUUAAUAUUGAGCAUCUGUCAUUUUUAUUUUAGGAUACAACUUUUUAUGUGAUACGUUUAGAGUUUAGCGCCCUAAAUGCAUAUUUAAGUCCAACUCGAAAUAUGUAGAAUGAUGAUGAUUUGUAGGAAACAUUUGUCAGAUGAUUCCUGAUUGUAUGGAAUGUGUUCUAGCAUAUACAAAGAUAUAAUUUGAUAUUUGCUAUGUAGGAGCUAGUGUUUGAAUCUGAUACAGUAGUAGCAUAUCCGUUUGUUUUCUCAUUGUCAAUUAUCAUCUUUUGUAGAGGUGAAUAUCAAUGUUUAUGAACCCUAUUAUGGUAUUAACCGACCCUAACGUCUGACCCUAUCCCUAAACUGUUAAUAUUGACAAUAUUCACGUAUUCAUUUCAUUUCAUAAAUAAAAUUAAGAAUGCUAUGCUCUUUUUAUGUCAUGACGUUUCAGAAGAGUUACUAGACCUCUUCGACAAUGACAUUUGGUACUGGUUUACUUCUGCUGUCAAUUACCUGUCACAAUUUGCUCGGAAAUCACAUUCUAAUAGAGUGCUUGACAAUGUAUUUUAAAAUCUUGUUUCAUUCUCGUUAAAUAAAACUGAAAAUAGAU